Sardina pilchardus (European sardine) is the source of this 2286-nucleotide messenger RNA. RefSeq names its product microfibril-associated glycoprotein 3-like. The coding region runs from base 271 to 1338 and encodes 355 amino acids. The transcript is spliced from 3 exons. The record is from RefSeq and is a predicted model, not a curated record. Lineage: Eukaryota; Metazoa; Chordata; Actinopteri; Clupeiformes; Clupeidae.
AUAACGCGUAAAGUCGAUCCCGCCCCUAGUAUCUGUUGAACAAGGAAGCUGUUCCCGAUGGUGGCGAGGUAAACAAAAUACGAUAAAUUACCAUUUCACCACUGUACGAAUCGACCUCGAAUCCUUCUAAACGUUUAUAAACAUUGAUGCGAACUAUUAAUUGCGAUCCACGAUUAAAACGAUUAACAGGCAAGGCCUACCUGUUGCAUCUAAUCUUCGGCACGGCCUCAACGUUCAGCGCGUCUUCAGAAUCAGAUCAACCAGAGCAGCAUGGCUAAACUGAACGGUGACACGUACAGCUGCUGCACUUUCACCUGUGUCCUAGUCCUUCUUGUCAUAGUGGACACGGGGGAUGCCUUCAUCGAUCCCAGUCGGAACAAAUCACUGGUGUCCGUGAAGACACUGUCUGAUUUACCAACCUCACGGGACAUAGUAGUGAAAGAGGGAAGCAGCACACUCAUUGAAUGCAAUGUUACUGGAAGCCACAACGAUAUUAUGUGGUACAAUUCAAAAGGGCACAUAUUGGAUGAAGAAGGAGAUGGCAAAUGGCUGAUACUGGACAAUGGAAUCUUAAACAUUACCACAGUGACCUUUGAGGACCGAGGCAGAUAUACAUGUAUCGCCUUAAGUUCGAAUGGAACGUCAAACUACACCAUCACAUUGCGUGUGGCUUACACACACAGUGGCCUGGGACUGUAUUACAUGAUCGUCUGCCUUGUCACGUUCACGGUCACCAUGAUCCUGAAUGUCACACGCCUCUGCAUGGUCAGCACACACCUGAAGAAGACCGAGAGUGCCAUCAACGAGUUCUUCCGCACAGAGGGGGCUGAGAAACUGCAGAAGGCCUUUGAGAUCGCCAAACGCAUACCCAUCAUCACCUCUGCCAAGACCCUUGAACUGGCUAAGGUCACGCAGUUCAAGACGAUGGAGUUUGCCCGGCACAUUGAAGAGCUGGCGCGCAGUGUCCCACUACCUCCGCUCAUUCUGAACUGCAAGGCCUUUGUGGAUGACAUUCUGGAGACUGUCCAUUUGGAUCCAGCAACACCAAGGGCGGGGCCCAUGGCCCAGAAGGCCAUAGAAGCUCCUCCCUGCGCUGGUGAAAGUGGGGAGGUAGCCUGCAGUGUCCCUCCAGCAGAUGGACCAGACGUGGAGAGGCACGAGGAGGAUCAGGAGGACACCUCAGUGGUGAACAGCAUGGACAUUACGGUCUCCGUCCACCCCAUUAGCUCCAGCGAGGCUGAUGCUGUGGUUGUGGUUGAGGAGAAUGACUCUGACGUCACAGUACCCAUGCUACAGUCAAGCACUGCUGGGCAGGAGGACUUUGACCCAAAGACAUAGGCCUUCUGUAGGCCUCAGUACAGAGUGCUGACACAACUAGGAUGAAAAGGACAUGGCUGCAGCCAGUACAAUAGCGCUGUGUUUAUAAAUGGGGAGUGGUUAUUCUCAGCAGAGAGAGUCGUUGAGUGUUUAUGUAUGGGUAUUUUUUUCUGGUGAUUGUUGUGAAUGUGAAAAAAAAAAGGAAAACAAAACCUUCAAGUGCUAGCUACUUGCAGUGAUGAUGUUGUGAUGCCACUGUGCUGUGUGUUCAUUACUGGGGUGUCAUGUUGACCUGAACGGUGUAAUGAAUUAGUGUCUUUACCAAGUUGUGGAGUACGUGCUCUCAGUCCUAGUAGUACACAAACAGAGCAUGGCAAUCUUUACUGCUGGAGUAGUGAGCCCUGGGUAACUGAACCUAGAGCCUCCCAUAUGAGCCAUCUGUUCGGUACAAAAACUUGGUGGGAGACACAUACAGCUUAUCUUCUUUAUAUAAAUCGAAAUUUAAUUCUUAAUAUCCUUCUGGGAUUCUUAUGGGAAACUUCAUUGUUGCCAUCAUAACUGAAGUCCAGCAUUGGCUGAAUGGCCUAGAGGCUGAAGCCAACCAGCUUGAACCUAUUCUCCAGUUAGCAUUUGUGGAUGUCUGUGGAAGACCACUGGCAAAACCGUUGUUUAGUUUAUAUUGAAACAUUCAAUUAUACAUAUUAUUUUUUCAUAUGUAAUAUUUUUUUAAAUCUGCCAUCGUACAUCUACUUAGCCAAAGCAUGACCAGCAGUGCCAAAAUAUGGCAACUUGCAGCUCCACUAAACAUUUUGUAAUGUUAUACAUACACAUUGCAUGUGUUUAGCUAAAAUGUGAAUUCUAUUUGAAAGACAUUCUAUUUAUGAAAGACAUUAAAACCUAAGCAUGGAGUGGCUGUGUAUUGUUUCUCUAUUGAAGGGCCUUCCUAGGAAUAAAUAAAAUAAUACACCU